Messenger RNA from Sphaerodactylus townsendi, 1953 nucleotides. RefSeq names its product phosphatidylinositol transfer protein beta isoform-like. Gene Ontology annotation, molecular function: phosphatidylcholine intramembrane carrier activity; phosphatidylcholine binding; phosphatidylinositol transfer activity. The transcript is spliced from 12 exons. The record is from RefSeq and is a predicted model, not a curated record. NCBI's taxonomy places the organism in Eukaryota, Metazoa, Chordata, Lepidosauria, Squamata, Sphaerodactylidae. Bases 67 to 882 code for a protein of 271 amino acids. Gene Ontology annotation, biological process: phospholipid transport. Gene Ontology annotation, cellular component: cytoplasm.
GGGGAGGACGAGGAAGAAGCGAGGGGUUGGUGCUUUGGGCGUGCGGGGCGCUGGAGGGACGGGAGGAUGGUGCUCAUCAAAGAGUUCCGGGUUCUGCUCCCUUGCUCUGUGGAGGAGUAUCAGGUUGGACAGUUGUUCUCCGUGGCUGAGGCCAGCAAGAACAACACUGGUGGAGGGGAAGGAAUCGAGGUCCUCAAAAAUGAACCCUACGAACGGGAAGGGGAGCGGGGGCAGUACACCCACAAGAUCUACCACCUCCAGAGCAAAGUCCCGGGAUUCAUUAAGAUGUUUGCCCCUGAAGGGUCGCUAGUUGUCCACGAGAGAGCUUGGAAUGCCUAUCCCUAUUGCCGAACUGUUAUCACGAAUGAAUAUAUGAAGGAUGAUUUCUUCAUCAAAAUUGAAACGUGGCACAAACCUGAUCUAGGCGACCAAGACAAUGUCCACGGGCUUGAUGCGGAGACCUGGAAAGAUGUUGAGGUUGUCCAUAUAGACAUCGCUGACCGGACGCAGGUGUCAGACCAGGACUACAAACCAGAUGAAGACCCAGCUCUUUUCAAAUCGAUGAAGACCAACAGAGGGCCUCUUGGCCCAGACUGGAAGCGGGAACUAGCUAAUAAUGAAGAUUGCCCUCACAUGUGUGCCUACAAACUUGUGACGGUGAAGUUCCGCUGGUGGGGCCUUCAAGGUCGAGUGGAGAAAUUUAUCCAGAAGCAAGAAAGACGCCUCUUUACCAACUUCCACAGGCAGCUGUUUUGCUGGUUGGAUAAGUGGGUGGAUUUAAACAUGGCCGACAUCCGGCGGAUGGAGGAAGAGACUCAGCGGGAACUUGAUGAGAUGCGCCAGAAAGGCACAGUGAGAGGGAUGACGGCUGGGGAUGAAUGAGCGCCCCCUGCUGCCUGGGCCAAGAAGUGACAAGGUGCAGUGCGCUUUCUUAUUGGAGCCUGGACCUAUCCUUUUGGGACUCCGCUGUCAUCCCACGCCCCCUGUCACCUGGGAGGGGAACGAUGGUCUCCCAUUUUCUUUCCAUCCCACUAGUUCAAAAAUACUUCAGCCUCCCCCUGCUUAUACCAGCACGGGGCGGGAAUCCCUUUGAACUGCUGCUCCUAGGGGUUUUUUUGUUUUAUUUUUAACCGUUCGUGGAUUAACAAGUUCUUCCUCCUCCCCCUCCCACACACACAACUCACGGCUGUAUGGAAGAAGACGGCAAGGACCUUUCGUAGUGGGGGCGGGGGAGCAUUGGCGGGGUUGCAUGACUAAAAUAGCAUUAUAACAUUUAAUAUUAAUAUUCCUUCGAAUCAUGUUUCCAUCUGGGGACGAGGUCCGGAAUCCUUAAACUUGGAGACGGGGGCGGGGGACGAGGGGGGUGGGGUUGGGAAAGAGCAAGCGAAGAUUUUAUCUUAGGAGUAGAGUUUUUGCCUUCACUGCGGUGGAGGGUUAGAGUUGCCCGUCUGAGGGACGGGUGGUAACCAGUAGCCAGAGCUACGUUCCACUUGCAGGUGGUGGAUAGCAAACAGCAGCCGUUUUCUCCACAGCUUUUCCCUCAGCCGUCCUGUGGAGUCGACGGACGCCCUUGACCUGCCUCAGUUUACCAAUGGUUCUCCCCCCACCCCACCCCUUCUGAGGUGUCUGUGUUUAAACGACAUGGUUCCAGUUUUCCCAGAAUAGCUUCUUGCAUUCUUUUUUUGGCUUGAGGGUGGCGGAGAUACUCCUCAGCUUAAAGUCUGACUUCCUCUCCCAGUUCUGAAGGUGGGUGGGGUAGGUAGCCCCCCCCCCCCCAGUUUGGGAAGGGACUCAAAAACAUUUCAGCCACCCUCUGGGACUUAGCUGUGGAGAGGGGGAGACUUUAAGGCCCAAUGCUACAUUGCUAAGGAUCUGAACAGUAUUUUUUUUUAAAAAAGAAAAACACUGAAAUCUUUUUUUAAAAAGCAAAACAAAUAAAUAAACUCGAAGCUA